UGCGUGAGGAGUUCCGGGGAACAGGCGGCCUCCGCUCUCUGGUAUCCUGAGCUAGCGAGUUGAGUGCUGCUGUUGCGCGCUGGAGUCCCCGCGCCGCCGCCGAGAUCAUGGUGUUCUACUUUACCAGCAACAGCGUUAAUUCAUCUGCUUACACUAUUUACAUGGGAAAGGAUAAAUAUGAAAAUGAAGAUCUAAUAAAGCAUGGCUGGCCUGAAGAUAUUUGGUUUCAUGUGGACAAACUCUCUUCGGCUCAUGUAUACCUUCGAUUACAUAAGGGGGAGAAGAUAGAAGACAUUCCAAAGGAAGUCCUGAUGGACUGUGCCCAUCUUGUGAAGGCCAAUAGCAUUCAAGGCUGCAAGAUGAACAAUGUGAAUGUGGUAUAUACACCGUGGUCUAACCUGAAGAAAACCGCCGACAUGGACGUGGGACAGAUAGGCUUUCACAGGCAAAGGGAUGUGAAAAUCGUGACUGUGGAGAAGAAAGUGAAUGAGAUCUUGAACAGAUUAGAAAAGACCAAAAUGGAGCGGUUCCCAGACCUCGCCGCAGAGAAGGAAUGCAGAGACCGAGAAGAGAGGAAUGAGAAAAAAGCCCAAAUUCAGGAAAUGAAAAGGAGAGAGAAGGAAGAGAUGAAGAAGAAGCGGGAAAUGGACGAGCUUAGGAGCUAUUCAUCACUAAUGAAAGUUGAGAAUAUGUCUUCAAAUCAGGAUGGCAAUGAUUCAGAUGAAUUCAUGUGAAUGGAGGAAAGGACCUUUGAAAGAUGUGAAUUUCGGGACAGUUGCAGACGGUUUGAUUUCAUCUGUGUUUGGUGUUAUAAAAAAAAAAAACACAACUAAAAUUCUACCUUCAUUCUACACAAAUAUUACCAACGUUGGCGUCUUAAAAAAAAAAGUUUCCUUCUUUGCUGACGGAAAAGGAUCAGAUAUUUAUAAUAUAUUUGGACUUGAAAAACAGCAUAUAACUUUAGGAAAGUGAAAAUAUUUUUGCUGAAACCUGUCUUGGUACCUCAUGAAAGUUGGCUGCCCUCGUUCUCAGGAUAGACUUUAGAACAAACCAGCCCUGAGAAGUAUUUGUUACUCUGGUGUGUCCCUGAAAACAGAUGUCUUGAAAAGCUUUUUCAUAUUCUUAAAAUAGCUUCACUUCUGUUAAGAAGAAUGGAUCGGUGAGCAGUAUAUGCAAGUGUUGCCCUUGGCCCUGAAGGGGCCUAGAACAAAAAAGCUUGUGCGUUUCGAAGGUGAUAGUGACAUUUUCAGAAGACUGGUGGCUUCAGUACUCCUGUCCCAAUGUCGUGUGAGUGUGUUAGCAGCGUUGUCCUCAGCUCUCCCCUCAUCCUGGCUUCUACCUUCCGCAUACUUUCUCUGAGCGAGGGCCUCCCCCCAGUUACCAUCAUGCUUAGAGACGUAGUCUGUGUUAGUCAAGGUCAGGCAUGUGGCAGUGUUUACCUAAGCACUGAGUAACCCAGACCACAUACAUGACAACUUCCAGGCUCUGGAGUCAUUUCUCAGCGCUGAGGGGAGAAAUAGGACGGCAUGAUCUGAAUCAUUUUGAGGAUGUCAGGUUACCUGAUUUUUGUUUUGGGAUACAGCAGAAGGCAGAAGUCCUGUGUUGGGGUUAUGAUUUUAGAGACAGCGAAGCAUUUCAGGGGCCAGCUAAGUAAUUUGUUUAUUUACCUUGAGAUAAUAUUGACUUUGAGUUGUAUCCUCAGAGUUCAGAUUUCUCAGUGGUAGGCCCAGUAACUUAAUAUGUAACAGGACUGCUCAUCUGAACCACCUACUCUCCAGUGGGAUUCUGAAUAGAAGGUGUGUUUUUGUUGCUGUCCUGGUAGGAAGAGACAAAACAAAACAGUGAGAGGGGAGGAGAACAAAGCCUAUGGGUCAGGAGGCAUACAAAUUCACAUUUUAACCACACCCAGAACUCCACAUGCAGCUUUUUUCUUGUUAAUUGUAUUCCAAC
Mustela erminea (ermine) is the source of this 1950-nucleotide messenger RNA. It is a transcript of the gene CCDC25, whose product is annotated as coiled-coil domain containing 25. The transcript has 9 exons. NCBI's taxonomy places the organism in Eukaryota, Metazoa, Chordata, Mammalia, Carnivora, Mustelidae. Bases 108 to 734 code for a protein of 208 amino acids. The record is from RefSeq and is a predicted model, not a curated record.